Messenger RNA from Zasmidium cellare ATCC 36951, 1647 nucleotides. Its product is annotated as GMC oxidoreductase. The record is from RefSeq and is a predicted model, not a curated record. The transcript has a single exon. NCBI's taxonomy places the organism in Eukaryota, Fungi, Ascomycota, Dothideomycetes, Mycosphaerellales, Mycosphaerellaceae. The coding region runs from base 1 to 1647 and encodes 548 amino acids. Gene Ontology annotation, molecular function: flavin adenine dinucleotide binding; oxidoreductase activity, acting on CH-OH group of donors.
AUGUCUGGAUCUUCUGAAUACGAGUACAUUAUCUGCGGAGGAGGCACUGCAGGAUGCGUUGUAGCUUCUCGACUCAAGCAGGGCAAUCCAAGCCUCUCCGUAGCAAUUCUCGAGCGUGGUCCCGAUGAGAGAAGCCACCCUUUGGUCCUCAAUCCGAUGGGUGCAGCGCAGCUGAAAGACGUGGGGUUGGACUCGGUCUAUCCCACCGUCAAGCAAAAGCAUCUCAACGAUCGUACACUUGAGCUUCACGCUGGCAAUAUUCUUUCUGGAUCCAGUGCUGUGAAUUAUGGGCUUUGGAUGCGAGGUCAAUCGAAAGACUACGAUCACUGGGCGGAGCUUACUGGAGAUCAGCGAUGGAGCUAUGAGGGUUUGCUGCCCUUCUUCAAGCGUUCUGAGACUCACUGGGAUCCCGAGGGAGACCGAAGUCAGCAUGGGUUCGAUGGACCGAUCAAGACCUCAGCUGGGAGAGCGUUUCCACUUCGCAAGGCUGUUCAUGGUGGACUGGUGGAGAUCGGACUCAAAGAUAAUCCUGAUGCGAAUUCAGGCAACCCCCUAGGAAUCAGUGCUUGGGCUGAGAACUGGUCGCCGACUCGACAGCCUUCUGCUUUGGCCUAUGAUCUGAAAGGAAUCGAGAUUCACACUGGGGCCACGAUCCAGAAGCUUGAGUUCGACACCGCAAAUGGCGAGCCUCGGGCGACGGGCGUACGGUUGGUUGACGGCCGUAUGUUCUCCGCUAAGAAGGAGAUCAUCCUGAGCUGCGGCUCUCAUCGCACGCCACAGGUGUUGAUGCUCAGCGGGAUUGGACCUUCGGAGGAGCUUUCAAAGCUCGGCAUAUCGACACUCGUCGACUCUCCAGGCGUGGGUGAAAAUCUCUUCGACCAUUUGGGGUCCACUCUCGUCUUCAAGCUGGAUGCGAAGAAAGCGGAAGAGGGCCUUGCAGUGGGCGAUGCGAAGUUCAUGGAGAACCCGGUGCACCUCCAAGGCUUGACCGCUGAGUGGAUGGCCAUCGAUAGCUUACCCAAAGACGGGCUGAAGUCGGCGUUGCAGGCCGAUGCUGGAAGUACCAAGAUCUCGGACGACCACGCUCUUCUUGCUGAACGAGCUCAUCACUGGAUAGCGACCAUGUAUAUGCCGUUAUCUCUUGGCGAGGGCUACGACGUGCAAAUCGACGGCCAACACAUUUCCAUCAGCAUUCUAAACUUCCAGCCAACUGCACGAGGAAAUGUGACGCUGCGGUCGAGCGAUCCGAAGGACGAUCCUGUUGUUGAUCCGAGAUACAACUCAACCCAUCAUGAUCGCUAUGUACUCCGGGCUGGAAUCAGAAAAGCGCUGAGAUACGCCGAGACGGCGGCGCUCAAACCUUUCCUCGUUGGUGAUGUCCCGCCAGUUGGAAAGCAGCCCUUGACAUCGAGAUCCAGCGAUGAUGAGAUCGAUACUAGGGUAAGGGAGAGCACAAUGACCAUCCAUCAUCCGGCUGGAACAGCAGCCAUGGGCAAGGUGGUCGACUCCAAGUUGAAAGUCAAGGGUGUUACAGGGCUCCGGGUCUGCGAUGCGAGCGUAUUUCCAGUGCCAGUCUCGGCAACAACCCAGGCUACCGUCUAUGCUGUCGCAGAGAGCUUUGCCGACCUGAUCCUGAAGGGAGAUUGA